Messenger RNA from Thalassophryne amazonica, 1825 nucleotides. It is a transcript of the gene rrp15, whose product is annotated as ribosomal RNA processing 15 homolog. The record is from RefSeq and is a predicted model, not a curated record. Gene Ontology annotation, biological process: maturation of LSU-rRNA; maturation of 5.8S rRNA. Lineage: Eukaryota; Metazoa; Chordata; Actinopteri; Batrachoidiformes; Batrachoididae. The transcript is spliced from 5 exons. The coding region runs from base 6 to 755 and encodes 249 amino acids. Gene Ontology annotation, cellular component: preribosome, large subunit precursor.
CCAAGAUGGCGGCUGUGACGAAAGUACAUGUGCCGAGAUCUGAAUACGGCGAGCCUCGGUGUGUGGAAAGCAAUGACCAAGAGGAGUCUGAAGGUCUGAGUGGUGAUGGGUUGGGUCAUGAUACAAGUGAUGAAGGAGAAGAUGACAGAGAUGUUGAAGGAUGGAGUGAUGGAGAGCAUGAAGGAGGAAAUGAGAGCAAAGCCAAUGCUGGCUGGGCCGAAGCCAUGGCCAAGAUUCUGGGCAAGAAACCUUCAGCGAGCAAAGCUACCAUCCUACUACAAAACAAAGAGCUGAACAAGCUGAAGGACAAAGAAAGACAGGAGCAGCUGGACAGAAAGAAACAGAUGAACAGGAAGCGUGCGUGGGAGAUGAUGUGCAGGGAGAAACCUGAUGUGGUGAAUGACCGUGAGACUGAAAGGUCUCUGCAGAAAAUUGCUACCAGAGGAGUGGUCCAGCUUUUCAAUGCCGUCAAGAAGCAUCAAAAAAUGGUGAAUGACAAGGUCAAGGAGGUCAGUGGCUCAGAAAGAAAGAAGGCCAGGAUUCUGUCUUCUGUCUCAAAGAAAGACUUCAUUGAUGUCCUCAGGAAGACAGAAGGAGGGAGCGGAGUCACCAUCAAAACUGAAAAGAGCACUUGUGUGCAGGCGCAUGAGGAGGCCUCAUGGAGUGUGCUCAGAGAAGACUUCAUGAUGGGCGCUGCCAUGAAGGACUGGGACAAAGUCAGUGACGGCGGCAUGCAGGAGUCUGCUUCAGACUGACACCACCCUCACCGGCAGUGAGCCGCGCCCAUCUCAGGCCUGGACCAAACACUGCCGUGGUUCUGGAUCGCAUGAUGAUGCUUGUUAAAGUGAUGAAUGGGUAUAUGAACAUGCUGCUGGAGAAGUCUGGUCAGGGAGUCUAUUUGGCUUUUGUGAACUGCCACACGGGUUUAACUGGGCGGAUUCUCUUUUGGAGGAGAGCUUCCAUAAAAACUGAGCGUUCGAUGGAUCAAGUUGGUUUGUGAUGAUUGUAUUAGGAAAUAGCACCACAGCCAGGCCACAUGCAAACAUCUCAGCCAUGACUUCCAGAAGACUGGAAGUCCAAGCAGUGUCCUCCAGUGCUGGUACCUGAAGUACCAGAACCUGCAGUUCCACCACUGGCCACUUGAGGCUAACUCCAAAGGCUAGUCUCGUCCCAGCUGGAUCACAGAAAUAAUCAUGUUUACAGCCUGGCACCAAAAAAAAAAAAGGUUUUGGUUUCUAUAGCUCAUUUCCCAUCUUUAAAGGAUUUAAAGUUUUUUGUUUGUUUGUUUGUUUUUUGUAUUAUUAUUUUUAUUAUUGUUGUUAUUAUAGCUACUUAUUAGUUUAAGCCAAAAACCUAUGCAAAAUUUGGCCCAUGUUCAGUUUGAGUGACAGCAGGCCCACAGAGUACAGUUUGCUGCAUUUUUGAUGUACGUCUUUGUUUUAUUUUAAAUCAGUGAACAUUUGAUACAUUUGGAGAUGAUCUUGUAAUUCAUCACUUCAUCCUCUUGUGCUUGUUUUUUUUUUUCAAUUUUGUGAGUUAGAAAAUGAUUCCAUAUGUAGUUUUUGAGUUCUCUGGGAUGGACACACUCACUCACUCACUCCCCCACUCUGCGAUGGCUCCACUGGUAUCAGCAGAGGGAGUUUACAAUGAUGCUCUUUUUUUUGUUUUUGUUUUUCAUACAAGGAAAAAAUGUGCGAUAUGAUCUGAAUGAGGUCACAGCAUGUUGUCAAACCCGAGAACAUCUGGGCUCUGUUCCAGAAAGCAAGCUCAGAAAAGCUGCGCUUAAUGUGAAAACACCUGACUUGAAUAAACCCAACAAAUGAGA